GCCUUCCCGGCCGACCAGCAAACGGCACAGCGAGCCAUGGCGGGAGGCCGUGCGGCACGGCGGCCGCUGCACUCGGCGCAGGCCGUGGACGUGGCCUCGGUCUCCAGUUUCCGAGCCUUCGAGAUUCUGCACCUGCACCUGGACCUGCGUGUCGAGUUCGGGCCCCCGGGCCCGGGCCCAGGGAGCCGUGCGCUCAGCGGCACGGCCACCUACCAGCUGCGCUGCCUGCUGCCCGAGGGCGCUUCGGAGCUGCGGCUCGACUCGCACCCGUGCCUCGAGGUGACGGCGGCGGUGCUGCAGCGGGAGCGCCCGGGUUCGGAGGAGGAGCCGCCCGCCGAGCCCGUGUCCUUCCACACGCAGCCCUUCUCGCACUAUGGCCAGGCCUUGUGCGUCGUCUUCCCGCAGCCCUGCCGGACUUCCGAGCGCCUGCAACUGCGGCUCACCUUCCGCGUUGGGGAAGGGCCCGGGGUGUGCUGGCUGACUCCCGAACAGACAGCAGGAAAGAAGAAGCCGUUUGUCUACACUCAGGGCCAGGCCGUGCUCAACCGGUCCUUCUUCCCGUGUUUUGACACACCUGCGGUCAAGUACAAAUAUUCAGCUCUUGUGGAGGUCCCAGAUGGCUUCACAGCUGUGAUGAGCGCUGACACCUGGGAGAAGAGAGGCCCCAAGCAGUUCUUCUUCCAGAUGAACCACCCCAUCCCCUCCUACCUGAUUGCCUUGGCUAUUGGAGAUCUGGAUUCUGCUGAAGUUGGACCCAGGAGCCGGGUAUGGGCCGAGCCCUGUCUCCUAGAAGCUGCCAAGAAGGAAUAUGACGGCGUAGUCGAAGACUUUUUGGCAACAGGGGAGCAGCUCUUUGGACCCUACUUGUGGGGAAGGUACGACUUGCUCUUCAUGCCACCAUCCUUUCCGUUUGGAGGGAUGGAGAACCCGUGUCUGACUUUCGUCACCCCCUGCCUACUGGCAGGGGACGGCUCCCUGGCCCAUGUUAUCAUCCAUGAGAUCUCACACAGCUGGUUUGGGAACCUCGUCACCAAUGCCAACUGGAGUGAGUUCUGGCUCAACGAAGGCUUCACCAUGUACGCCCAGAGGAGGAUUGCCACCAUCCUGUACGGGGCUGAUAACUCCUGCUUGGAAGCUGCCACAGGUCGAGCUCUGCUGCGGCAGCACAUGGACCUCACGGGAGAAGAGAACCCACUGAAUAAGCUCCGAGUGAAGAUCGAGCCAGGUGUGGACCCAGAUGAUACCUACAAUGAGACGCCCUAUGAGAAAGGUUUCUGCUUUGUCUCAUACCUGGCCUACCUGGUGGGUGAUCAGGAUCGGUUUGACCAGUUUCUCAAGGCCUACGUGGAUGAGUACAAGUUCCAAAGCAUCUUAGCCGAUGACUUCCUGGAGUUCUACUUGGAGUAUUUCCCUGAGCUGAAGGAGAAGAGAGUGGACUGCAUUCCAGGAUUCGAGUUUGAUCGUUGGCUGAACACGCCUGGCUGGCCCCCCUACCUCCCAGACCUCUCUCCAGGGGAGUCUCUCAUGAAGCCUGCUGAGGAGCUGGCCCAGCUAUGGGCCAAUGAGCAGCUGGAUAUGCAGGCCAUCACAGCUGUGGCCGUGUCAGCCUGGGAGACCUACCAGCUGGUCUACUUCCUGGACCAGAUCCUCCAGAGGUCGCCUCUCCCUACCGGGAAUGUGAAAAAACUUGGGGAGAUGUACCCUAAGAUCUCCAAUGGCCAGAAUGCGGAAUUGCGGCUGCGUUGGGGCCAGAUCGUCCUUAAAAAUGACCACCAGGAGGACUUCUGGAAGGUGAAGGAAUUCCUGCAGAGCCAGGGGAAGCAGAAGUAUACCCUCCCGCUAUACCAUGCCAUGAUGGGCGGCAGCGAGGCGGCCAGGACCCUCGCCCAAGAGACCUUUGCAGCCACUGCUUUGCAGCUCCACAGCAAUGUGGCCCACUACGUCCAGCAGAUCCUGGCACCGAAGAGCAGCUAGAGGAUGGGCAGGCAUAGUGUUCUGCCCCCACCUCUCACUCCAUCGUGGGCUUUCUAAUUAACUGCCCAGAUCUGCCAGUGUGGUUCGACCCCUGGGAGGACCUCCCUGGCACAUGCAGCCCCAAGCUGUGAUCCACGUCCUGCUCAGUAUAGCUGUGGACAUGCGCUCAGAAGCAAGAGGGGACUUUUCCUACUCCCCCCUCCCUUUUUUUUUGCAGAUUCUUCAAAUAUAAUACAGAAGAUUCACAUGCUAGUAUCAUUUAAAUGUUUUUAAAGCUUAAAAAUAAAAACAACUGAGUUGGAGCUGGA
Messenger RNA from Ochotona curzoniae (black-lipped pika), 2282 nucleotides. It is a transcript of the gene RNPEP, whose product is annotated as arginyl aminopeptidase. The transcript is spliced from 11 exons. Gene Ontology annotation, biological process: proteolysis. Bases 37 to 1974 code for a protein of 645 amino acids. Gene Ontology annotation, molecular function: zinc ion binding; metalloaminopeptidase activity. NCBI's taxonomy places the organism in Eukaryota, Metazoa, Chordata, Mammalia, Lagomorpha, Ochotonidae. The record is from RefSeq and is a predicted model, not a curated record.